AUGCCCGUGUUGUCACCGUAUCUUCGGCUGUCCCAGGCUUGUUUGCUGCAGAAGCAUCAGCUUGCAAACACCCAGGCACAGAACAAGGCCCAGCCUUCUCUUCUGACUGUGAACUGCAUGGAGGCUGCACGGUGUGGAAUGUCCUUGCCACACGCUCUUAGUGACCCGCCCCUGCGGUCCUUGCAGACCCUGAGCCAGCCAUACCUUCCAGAAUUUGGCUUUCAGGAACUCCCCCCACAUCUUUCUCUCACUCUGGCUGCCCUUGGCUUUGGUCUCUUUGUCUCUCAUCUGGGUCCACCCGACAAUCAGGUCCAUGUUGCCGUCAAAGGGAGCUUCCCGCAGCCCCAGUAUGACCGCAUCUGUCCCCUGUCACGCUCUUCCUGGCUUCCCUACUGUUCUCCCGAUAGCGUCCAGGUUCACAAGAGGCCGCGGCACUGGGGGUUCGAGAAUGCGGCCGCCAGUAACAAACCAGAAGCAGUAGAAGUAACAUUUGCGGAUUUCGAUGGAGUCCUCUAUCAUAUUUCAAAUCCUAAUGGAGACAAAACAAAAGUGAUGGUCAAUAUUUCUUUGAAAUUCUACAAGGAACUUCAGGCACAUGGUGCUGAUGAGUUAUUAAAGAGGGUGUACGGGAGUUUCUUGGUAAAUCCCAAAUCAGGGUAUGAUGUCUCUUUGCUAUAUGACCUUGAAAAUCUGCUGGCAUCCAAGGAUUCCAUUGUGCAUCAGGCUGGCAUGUUGAAACGAAAUUGUUUUGCCUCUGUCUUUGAGAAAUAUUUCCAAUUCCAAGAAGAGGGCAAGGAAGGCGAGAACAGGGCAGUUAUCCAUUAUAGGGAUGAUGAGACCAUGUACGUUGAAUCUAAAAAGGACAGAGUCACAGUAGUCUUCAGCACAGUGUUUAAGGAUGAUGACGAUGUGGUCAUUGGAAAAGUGUUCAUGCAGGAGUUCAAAGAAGGCCGCAGAGCCAGCCCCACAGCCCCACAGGUCCUCUUUAGCCACAGGGAACCUCCUCUGGAGCUGAAAGACACCAACGUUGCCGUGGGCGACAACAUUGGCUACAUUACCUUCGUGCUGUUCCCUCGCCACACCAAUGCCAGUGCUCGAGACAACGCCAUCAACCUGAUCCACACUUUCUGGGACUAUCUGCACUACCACAUCAAGUGCUCUAAGGCCUAUAUUCACACACGUAUGCGGGCAAAAACAUCUGACUUCCUCAAGGUGCUGAACCGUGCACGUCCAGACGCCGAGAAAAAAGAAGUGAAAACAAUCACGGGGAAGACGUUUUCAUCCCGCUAACUCUGGGGAACAGGAAGAGGAGGUGGCUGGCAGCUGAAGGCUGGAACGCUUGCUACUGGAUAAUCGUAGCUUUUCAUGUUGCACCUCUUCAGGUUCUUAAGGGAUUCUCCGUUUUUGUUCCAUUUUGUACACGUUUGGAAAAUAAUCU
Molecule: messenger RNA, 1438 nt
Organism: Callorhinus ursinus (northern fur seal)
Lineage: Eukaryota; Metazoa; Chordata; Mammalia; Carnivora; Otariidae
Source: RefSeq, a predicted model, not a curated record